AUGGCGGACGAGGGGACGGCCAACUGCAUCGACAUCAUCCUCGCCGUCAUCCUGCCGCCGCUCGGCGUCUUCUUCAAGUUCGCCUGCGGGAUCGAGUUCUGGAUCUGCUUGCUGCUCACCUUCUUCGGCUACCUCCCCGACAUCGUCUACGCCGUCUGGGUCAUCAUCGGAGGGGCUCCUCACCUCUGCCUGCCUCUAGGUAUGCAUGCCUAA
This is a messenger RNA of Triticum turgidum subsp. durum (durum wheat), 213 nucleotides long. NCBI's taxonomy places the organism in Eukaryota, Viridiplantae, Streptophyta, Magnoliopsida, Poales, Poaceae. The record is from the annotation of a GenBank genome assembly.